AUGAUUAUUGAACAUCAAGAUGCACUACGUAUUUGGUUGGCAAAGGAAUUGGAACCGAUGUGUGAUGCUGAACCGGAAGCUUUAGCAAAGUAUGUACAAGCAUUGUUAAGGAAAGAUAAACCAGAAAAAGAACUUUGGGAGUUUUGUGUUGAACAGCUUGACGUUUUCUUGCAGACUCAAGCGAAGCCGUUUGUUACGAGACUUUUUGAAGUUAUAAAAGAAAGAUCUUAUUUAAUGGCACAGCCCGGAGCAAAGCCAACAUCCUCAAAUGAUGCAGUUAAUGAUGCUGCAAAAUCAACAGACGUUGCUGGAACAUAUGAGAGAAAGAAGGAUAACGAGGAGCGUAAAGAAGCAAGAGAAAGGGAUGAUGAUCGCAAAAAGUCGCAGAAUGAGAAGGAAAAAGAGCAGAGAAAAGUACGAGAGGAAAAAGAUGUUGAAAAGAAAGUUUCACCUCAAGAAGCUCCGACUAGCUCAACAACGCAGCCACAGCGAACUGCACGAAAAAGAAUUUCACCUCCGGUUGGAUCUAGAGAUGAAGUUCGGCGUGAUGGAACUAGCAGGUUUGAACGAAGACGAAGCCGCUCACCUCGUGAACGUCGUGCAGAGAGGGGUGAUCGUAUUUCUGACAGGCGGAAUCAAUUAAUGCAAACUGCUCGGGGUUCGCACCGCCAGAGCGAACGCUAUAAAGGGGAACGUAGUGAAAGGAUUGAGAGGAAGCGGUCAAGAUCACCAUAUGAACGGCUGAGGCACGACAAAAGUGUAGAGGGCGAACGACGGAAAAAGCGCUGCCGUGACUAUGAUGAAAAAGGUUACUGUAUGAAAGGCGAUCAGUGCAUGUAUGAUCACGGACCGGAUCCUUUGGUUGUUGAUGACAACUCUUUUGAAAAGAUGGUGGCUGGUGGGGCAAAGCCCAAUACAGUAGUCCCUCAGAUAACACCAAAUUUCUCUAUUCCACCCCCCGGAUAUACUCCAGUGAACCCACCACCUCCUGGCGUUGAUAGUGUAUAUAUGGCUAACUCGACUGCAGUUCCUGGUGUUAUCAUAUCAGAAGGAUAUAAUCCGGAAGCGCCCGCUUUAAGUGCCUCAGCUGUCAUGCCUCCGGUGCAGUCUACUGUUCCAAUUGGUUCUGUUGAUUUCUCCGUGCCUCCCCCAACAAUUCAAUAUUCCACUCCGUCAUGGGGUCCUACUGCAUAUCCAACCUCUUCAGCCAAUGUUCUCGUUCAACCUUCUGCCCCUUAUGAUCCAAUCCAGCCUUCUACUACUGUUCCUAUAACAAGUACUGCUGUGGUACAGCCGCAGACGCAGAUUCCUCGAGGAGCAGCUCAAAGUCGGCGUGGCUGGGGUGGUAUUGGCGGCUAUGGUGCUUCAAGUGGAGCUACAGGUGCUGGUGUAAAUAAUAAUCGCACACUUCAGGUACGGAAAAUCCCACCGGAGUUGAACAACAUCACAAAGCUGAAUGAACAUUUUGCUCAGUUUGGACAAAUAAUUAAUAUUCAGGUUUCUUACGAUGGUGAUCUUGAAGCUGCUCUUAUCACGUAUGCCACUCGUCUUGAGGCGAUGGCUGCUUAUAAAAGUACUAUCCCGAUAUUAAACAAUCGUUUCAUCAAAGUAUUUUGGCAUACUCCUAGCGGGCAGUCAUCUCAGAAUGCCAAGGCUACACAGCCUGCAAACGGUUCAUCUGUAAAAUUCAACUCUAAAGGGUCGCUUACAAAAACUGUGGUGGUUAGAAAUCAGAAACCAAAUGGGUCUAAUGCUGUGCAGAUCGAAAGUACUGAGAAAGCUCCUGGAUCUGCUCCUCUUCAGCGUCGCCCAUCACCUUCUGAGGCUGAGAAAUUCGCAGAGGCGCGGCGCAGACGAAAGCUUGCGAAAGAAAACAAGCUGCGUUUAUUGGAUCUGAGCAGAAGGAAGAGUGAUAUUUUGGAAAAACAAAUUGAACAACAGAAAAUUAUAAUUGAAAAGAUGCUAAAAACCUCUAAUGCAGAGACGAAGAAGGAAUUAUUGAAAAUUUUCAAAGAUCUAGAUGAAUCAGUAAAGACUUUGAAGAAAGAGUUGGAAGAUUCGGCUAAAAAAGUUCUGGCUCUUUCGCAAGAGACUGAGGAAGCAAAACAAAACGCUAACGGCGAAAGGAGCGUUGACGCCGAUGGUCUAGGUGUUGUAGCUGGCAUUAAAAGAAGUGCGUCAGACGGUCAACAUCUAGAUUUGGGUGGCAUCAAGAAGCCACGAAAUGUUGACGCAACUCAAGUGUUUGACAAGCGGACGCGGGUUGUGGUCGUACGCUCUUUUGUAGCUGAAUAUGAAGAGGAAGUUAUAAAACAUAUGGAGAGUUUUGGCGAUUUAGAAGAUAUUGAUAUACCUGAUAGAACUCGGGGGAAAGCGAUCACAGCGUAUUUCACCUAUAAGAAAAGGCGCGAUGCGGAGCAGGCUGUUGAGUUAGGGUCACAUUUUCCUUUUUGCUACUUGACUGUUGAGUGGGGUCCAAAAGGUGGUUAUGAGGAGGAUGGCGUGAUUCCGGAUGAAAAAAGACAUCCUGCCGAACGGGUCACUCCAGCAGCCCUUCUUGCCAGCUGUCCUUUAGAUGAGUCCGAUGACGAUGCGAACGAUGAUUGA
Messenger RNA from Enterobius vermicularis (human pinworm), 2607 nucleotides. NCBI's taxonomy places the organism in Eukaryota, Metazoa, Nematoda, Chromadorea, Rhabditida, Oxyuridae. The record is from the annotation of a GenBank genome assembly.